Messenger RNA from Pogoniulus pusillus (Red-fronted tinkerbird), 1125 nucleotides. Its product is annotated as B-cell differentiation antigen CD72-like. The transcript is spliced from 6 exons. Bases 1 to 945 code for a protein of 314 amino acids. Gene Ontology annotation, cellular component: plasma membrane. Lineage: Eukaryota; Metazoa; Chordata; Aves; Piciformes; Lybiidae. The record is from RefSeq and is a predicted model, not a curated record. Gene Ontology annotation, molecular function: transmembrane signaling receptor activity.
AUGGCACAGAAUGUAGUCUAUGCUGACUUGAAGUUUACCACAGCCUCCUCGCCCACCACAACGCCCUGCCCCACAGACCCUGAUGAGAACGACAGCCCCUACGAGAAUGUGCCAGUGGAGACAGCACCCGCCGCACCCAGCCCAGGCCACUGGCUCCGGUCUCAUCGUGUGCCCAGAGGGCUGCUGCCAGCAACCCUGCUGCUCUUGCUGGUGGCCACCGUGGCCCUGGGGGCUUGCUACUGGCAGGUCACUCGCAGGCUGCAGGACACCUCCCGUGAGCACGCCGCCGAGCAGGGCCACCUCUCGCAGCAGCUGAGCGUGCGGGAGCAGAGCCUGGAGCAGACGCAGCUGGAGCUGGCAGGGACCAGAGCGGAGCUGCAGCGAGCGUGGCAGCAGGGAAACAGCAGCCAGCUGGAGCUGAGCGAGCAGAGCGCCAGGCUUGAGCGUGCCAGGCAGGAGCUGGCCCUGCUGCAGAAGCGGCUCAGGGACAGCGAGAGCGCCGUCAGCAGCCUGCGUGCCUGCGUGAACACAGAGUGCUGCCCCUCGGGCUGGGUGCUCUACCGGAGCAAGUGCCUCUUUGUCUCCCGGGAGAGGAAGAGCUGGCGGAGCAGCUGCGAUGACUGCAGGAGGAGGUCCGCUCAGCUGCUGAUCCAAGGCCACUGGCCAUCGUGGACGCUGCCGUAUUUUGUGCAGGCAGAUUAUGGCUGGUACUGGACUGGGGAAGGACAGCAAACGCAUCGUGACAGAGCUGGGCAGAUGGAUGUGAGGGCAAACACGGAGUGCAGUUAUCCUGCAGGCUGCUGGCUAUUAGCUAAUGGGAAAAUAGAGAGUUCAGAAUGCUGGGAAAAGAGACAGUGGAUCUGUGAGCAGCCCCCGAACCUAAGCAGUGCAUAUGAGACCCACUUCUGGUCUAGGACUGACUACAUUGCCAGACGUCUGCAUUGAGACUGACUAAGGUGCCAGCCCUCUUCGUUGCAGGACUUGGGAGCAGGAGAUCAGAGUGCACCAUGACAGCCUCCACCCUGUGCAUGCUUUCCCCUAGCUGCAUUGUAAAGCACCUAGAUAGGGUGGAAAACAGACUCUAUUUCCCUGCUUGACACACAAAAAAACAAUUAUACCUCCUUU